AUGGCUGCGCAAGAAGAGUUCACAGGCGAGUACCAAGUGCUGGCAGACACAGGAAACGGUCCAGCAGGAGAAGCGCAGCACUUCAAGAAAAUUCUGUGUCAUGCUGCCACAGCUCCUGGAGAGUCACAGCCCGUUGGAAGCAAGGAGGACCUUCUUCGGCUGCGGCGGGUUGUUGCUGCAAAGAAGGAGCGUGAACGCCGGCGUCAAGAGCGUGGUGGCCAAGGGCACAGCUUCUGGUACUCGCUCGUAAGCUCCCACAGCCACCGCCCGGAGGUGGUGGCCUUCCGGCACUUGAUCGCCAGCUUUAUUGUGGUGAAUGUCGUUUGCUUCAUCAUACAGACGGACAAGGCGACUGACAGAAAGCAUGCCAAGCUUUUCAGCAAGAUCGAGGCCGUUUCCUCCUGGGUUUUCUUAGUUGAGUACCUUAUCCGUCUGGGAACAAUCCAUGAGAACAAGAGGUAUUUUCAUUUGACAAAGCUGUCCGCCCGACUAGCCUUCUUCAAAAGCUUCAGUUCUAUUGUUGAUUUGAUUUCAUUCCUGCCUUGGUUCAUCGAACAAGUUGUGCCCUACAAUCUGCCGAAUCUGCAGUGCGUACGAGUUAUUCGCCUCUUCCGAUUGUUUAAGUCCAACUCAGUGAUGAGCUCAGUUGACGUGAUUGCCAGAGUUCUUUAUUUCAACAGUGAAAUCCUUUGCGUGGCCUUCAUGAUUGACGCAAUCCUCAUCUUGCUUACGUCCACGAUUCUGUACUACAUGGCACCGCCGCCUGACACUCCAGGAGUUGAAGACGACUUCGAGUCUAUUCCUGCCACCAUGUAUCUGUCCGUAAUGAUGCUCACAGGCCAAGGGCAGCCAAGUGGCCAGCUUCCCUGGUACACCAAGGUUAUCGUGGUGGCCACUGCAGUGCUUGCCACGGCACAGUUUGCCAUCCCCGCAUCCAUGCUGACCUGGGGCUUCGAGCAAGAAGCUGAAAGGCGCCUGCAGAGGAAUCACGAGCUGCAGAUGAAGCAGCGCGAUCGGAUUUUGCAGGGAGAUACAGCAUGGAACGAUGCAGUGGAAGUCAGCAGCUCCAGCACCAGUGAGAGUGACGUUGGACAUGAAUGGGCUGAGUAUGAGGCUGUUGUCGUUGGCAGCGACAGUGAGGAGGAGGGAGGUGGCGGCGACCCUCUGAGUGGCGGCUCCGCCUUAAGCGCCUCUGAAGCUGCCCGAAUUGCCAAGAUCUUUGCGAAGCUUGACGCAGAUCAAAAUGGAAGUCUGGUCACGGCUGAGCUGUGUCAGCUGUCUGGAGGCAGGGUAGAUGGACAGAACUUGGCCGAAGUUCUAGAUGCCGAUGGGGAUGGCAAAACAACCUCCACUGAAUUCCUAGAAUGGCUAACAACUAUCAAAGCCAAAAACAUCCACGUCUUCAAUAUGGUCUUGACAGAUCUGGAACAGUUGCAGCCGCUCAGGAAACGUUCAGUUGAUACGCAAUCCUUGGACAUAAUGGCCGGCCAGAUGACAGAGUUCGCGCAGCAGUUUCGCUCCUUAACCAUGGAAGUUAAGCAGCUCAGGAACGAGCUCGCAUCCAAGGAUGCCGAGCUGAACCAGCUGCGGUCGGUGUUUGUUAUCCGAAUGGCGGGCAAGCUUCUGUGGGCCCUCCACGUCUCCGCCAGGUGCUUCUAUCUGAUGGCGCGGCUGUUGCUCUACAUUCUCUUACUCUUGCCGGUCUUUGUCCGGGCAACUGCCUAUUGCUGGCUGCAUCCAAGCGUAGCGAAUUUUGUUCGCUACGGUGCACAGCGACGACACUUAAUGGACAUCUACACGCUCAGGCAAGAGUUUCGGGAUGCUGGCUCGCGACCAGUAGUUGUGUUCUUCACCGGUGGUGUGUGGAUCAUCGGCUACAAGAUGUGGGGAAUGCUGAUGGGCAUGGUGCUUCAGCGUCUUGGCAUUCUCCUCAUUGUUCCUGACUACAGGAACUUCCCUCAGGCUACCGGCGAAGACAUGGUGGAGGACAUACUCCUUGCAGUUCAAUGGGCUUUAGACCAUUGUGAGGAGUACGGGGGAGAUCCAUCCAGGCUUUUCCUCGUGGGCCAGUCUGCGGGCGCUCAUUUGCUGGCCAUGGCAUUGUUGAGGAGGGCUGACGAGGCCACAGCAUUGACUGGCCCCAUCCGCUGGCAGCCCAAGGACGUGUCUGCCUUCGUGGGGAUCUCUGGGCCGUUCGACCUUGUGGACUUGAGCGAGCAUUUCCACAGUCGUGGAUUGGAUCGGCGAUUGCUGUCAUCCAUCUUUGAGGGGCGGCUUGCAGACUUCUCUCCAACUCUCUUGGUCACGGCCGAUCGAGCGCUGAAGCUGCCGCCGAUGCUGCUCGUCCACGGCACUGCAGACACCAGCGUUCCAUCUCGCAGCGCAGUCGACUUUGCAGAGACCCUUCAAGCAGCUGGAGCUGAGGUGGACUUGAAGUUGUACCCAGGAAAGAGCCACACUGACCCCAUUCUGGAGGAUCCCAUUGCCGGCAAUGACCCCUUGAUCGAGGAGCUGGUUUUCUUGGUACGGAGCAGCGAGCCCCGACAAGCCAUGGCGAUCAUCACUCAGAGCACUGACAAGGACCUGGUGCACAACAAAGAUUUUCCUGCUGGGCAUCGAAUGAUGCCCAUGCCCAUGAUUCAGUUGGCACGCUUCGUCAACCCUUUCUGA
Messenger RNA from Symbiodinium pilosum, 2670 nucleotides. NCBI's taxonomy places the organism in Eukaryota, Dinophyceae, Suessiales, Symbiodiniaceae. The record is from the annotation of a GenBank genome assembly.